ACUAACGUAUGUUGUAAUACCUUUAUAUACUCUUUGUUAUCUGUGGUUAGUCAAUCGCACAGUACAAAUUGAAAUUACAUUAAUUUUGUGAAUUGUAGAGUUGUCUACGCCAUAUUUGUUUGUGACUUACUGUUUUAAGUUCUAGCAUUUUUAAGAUAUUGUCAUACAUAAUAUAAAAUGGAAAAUCAAGGUGGAACUUCAGGACCUCGAGUAAGCGAUAAACGCUUAGCGCAAACUCAAGCAAAAGUAGAUGAAGUCGUUGGAAUUAUGCGUGUCAAUGUCGAAAAAGUAUUGGAAAGAGAUCAAAAAUUGUCUGAACUGGAUAACCGUGCUGAUGCCCUGCAGCAUGGAGCAGCGCAAUUCGAACAACAAGCUGGGAAACUUAAAAGGAAGUACUGGUGGCAGAACUUAAAAAUGAUGUUAAUAAUUGGUGGCAUUGGUCUUGUCCUUGUUAUCAUUAUAAUUGUGUGGGCUACUUCCGGCUCCGGUGGCUCUUCUAACUCAGCGCCAGCUCCAACUGUGGCUCCACCUGCGGCACCACCUGCUUCAGAACCAGGACGAUAAUUGUUUAGUUCGAUCCCAGUUCUUGCUCCACCCAUUCUACAACUAUUUAAACUAGUAUGAUUCAUACAAAAUGUUUGACUGAUUAAGAGGAACUAUUUUGUACUACCCAUUAAAAAUAUAUCACCUUCAGAAUUUUAAAGGAUGUUAAUAUUUCAUAUUUUCUAGUAUUUCAAUGUUUAAAACAGAUUUUUAAACAGUUUAAAUGUUUCUAUCUUUCUACAAAGCCAUUUAUUGUUAAACAAGUAUAUAAAACAACCAGUGCUAUUUAUAUGUUUGGGUAAAUGUUAAAUGUACUAACUACUAUUUUUGUAUGUAUACUUAUUGCUCUUAAGAGCUCUUGGUAAAUUUAUGCAUGUAUUAUGCCAACUGUGAAAAUGUACACAAACAAGACUAAAAUUAGAUAUCUAUGUGUAAAUUAUCUAAGAUAAUUUGCAGAGCUUAUUUAUUAGCCAUUUGACUUAAGGAACUGAGUGUAACUAAUUAUAUUACUGUUGUUGAUAAUGUGUUGCUUCAUUAACAACUUGUUUGUUUGUAAAGUUAUAAAUGUAUCAUAAAAUGAAUGUUACUAAAUUGUACUUUUGAUAUUCCAUUUAAUAAGCACAAUGUAUAAAAACCGGUAGCACAAGCUUAGUUUGGUAAUGUUUAGUUUGUAACUCAAUAUUCUUAAAAUAUUUUUGUCUAUAAUUAUAAAGAAGAUCUUCUUUUCACUUCUUUUGCAUUUCUAUUAGAUUUUUAAAUAGCCAGUGGGACCAAAAAUUCUGUUUGUACAAUUUCCUAGGUCCUUCAGUUUUCGAAGUUGUCAUAGUUAAAUAUGUAAGUUAAUGUUGUAUAUUAAAUUUAUAUUACUUA
Molecule: messenger RNA, 1413 nt
Organism: Melitaea cinxia (Glanville fritillary)
Lineage: Eukaryota; Metazoa; Arthropoda; Insecta; Lepidoptera; Nymphalidae
Product: synaptobrevin-1-like
Exons: 1
Coding region: 178-564 (128 amino acids)
Biological process (GO): vesicle fusion; vesicle-mediated transport
Cellular component (GO): SNARE complex; plasma membrane
Molecular function (GO): SNAP receptor activity; syntaxin binding
Source: RefSeq, a predicted model, not a curated record